Molecule: messenger RNA, 1533 nt
Organism: Peronospora farinosa
Lineage: Eukaryota; Oomycota; Peronosporomycetes; Peronosporales; Peronosporaceae
Source: the annotation of a GenBank genome assembly
AUGGACGCUUUUAUGGAUUUUGAGCGAGAGAUGGCGCUCAAGCGUCAAAAGGCAAACCCUGAAAAAUUUGCACCGGUAGGUCCCCUGACACCUCCAGUGAAGCCGGAUGAUGAUGAGUGCUGCCAUUUGGAUUGUCCCAAUUGCGUACUCCUAGUUUACCAGGAACAACUGCUAGAGUACGAGCUGAGUCUGCAAAGCCAGAAUAGAAGAAAGAAGCCUAAGAUUCCUGUGCCCAUGUACGACUUGUCAUUUUACUCGAGUAAAGACGAUAAAGAAGUGUCAAGUGCAUGGCAAAUGCUCCUGACGGAAACAAAUUGUGGAGUAUUCGGGGUCGCAGCCAACGAUGUGAUCAGUGCGCCGCACCAAACGGCGGACGGGGCGUGGCGGUCGGUGCGUCAUAUUGACCUCCGCGUUCGUGAUGACCAACAGGAACACAUUAGUAAGCAGGCGUCUAAUAUUGGUGUGUAUGUUCCAAACGAUCUGCCAGUCGUGGAACGCAUGCUGGUUCACUUGCAUGUAGAAGACCCGAGCGUGGUUUACGCUGCUAAACCUCUUGCCGAUUCCAAGCAGCAAUCUUCACUCCAGCAUCAACCGCUUCAACAGCAUCCGUUUGCUCAUGUUGGAACUGUUCGUGAUGCUCUUACGUGGAGUUUCGAUCUCAUUUCGACUCCACGCCCCAGAUUUCUACGCAACCUUGCCGCGUACGCAUCUGACGACAAUGACGUUGCUGCACUAAUGGCACCGCGAACAGUAGAUGCUAUCCAGGCCGAAAGGCCGCACCAACACGUUACCAUAGCAGACAUUUUCGACCUUUUCCCGUCGGUUCGUCUGAGCUUUGCAGAUUUUUUUCAGAUUGUGCCGCCCAGCUCUCCACGGUAUUACACAAUCUCGUCGUCACGCCAGUUCAAUCCUGAUAUAGUCUCGAUCACGCUUGGCCUUCGCAAAAAGGACGCACUACCGCUGCCAAGAUGUUCCAGCUACCUCGCGAUGCUGAAGCCGGGCGAAUCCAUCCGCGCAUCAUUUUACCAGUCAUCAUUUGUGUUUCCAUUUCACGACCACCGUCCUAUAAUGCUUAUCAGUGCAGGCACCGGAAUUGCGCCAUUUCGAGCGUUCCUACAGGACCUUGAGCAUGAACAUAAGACAUCGCCACAUCGAUCAGCCUACCUCUUUUAUGGUUGUCGUGAAGCAAGCAUGGACUUCUUGUAUGGCGAGGAGUUAGAGCGUGCGUGGGCGUCCGGUGUGCUAGACCAAUUGCAUGUAGCAUUUUCUGAUGACGGCGAUCGGCCAAAGCAGUAUGUUCAAGACGCGUUGAUUGAACAGAGCGAGCUCGUAGCACGGCAUCUGCUUCGAGAUGAGGGCUACAUCUACGUGUGCGGUAGUUUGGAUAUGGGCCGCGCUGUGAGGAAGGCCAUCGCCGGGGCCAUUCUGCGGCACCCCGAGUUUUGUGGCGGCGCGAUUGCAACGCAAGAAGACGCCGAGCGCAUCGUGAGGCAGAAGCUGGCAGGGCAUCUCAUCGUCACAGAGCUUUGGUAG